UUCUGCAGAUGUUCUCUUGGUCAUAAAUGCAUGAUUCAUCUAGUUUCUGAACCCUAUAAAAGAGAAUCUUCUGUACAGUGAGAGAGAAAACGGUUGUAUUUGUGACAGCGCUGCGUCGUAGAGGACGAUACAAGAACGAUGAGUGAAUCUAAACUUCAGAAGAGCAGUGAUGUGAGAAUCGGACAUUCUCUGAAUUCACAAGAGGAGACGUUUGUAAAGACAAGACUACCAACUGUUCAACAAUGUCUGAAGAAUCUCGGGAUAGCGUGCAGUCCGGAUAAUGUGCCAAAGAUCGCACUGCUGGGUUCUGGAGGAGGAGAACGAGCCAUGCUGGGUUUACUGGGAUCUCUGGAUGGAUUUAAAGAGACCGGUCUUCUGGACUGUGUUCUCUAUCUGUGCGGAGUCUCUGGAUCCACCUGGUGUAUGGCGUCUUUAUAUCAGGACUCAGACUGGUCCACCAAACUGGACUCAGUGAAAGAGAAGAUCAUCCAGAGGCUCAAAGGUCCUGCUGUGAGCUGGAGUGAAAUUCUUUUAAAACUGAUGACAUAUUACAAUGAGAAAGAGCUCUUCAGUUUAACUGAUGUUUGGGCAGCGCUGGUCGUCACUGCAUUUGUGAAAGAGAUAGAUGAAGGCAAACUUUCACAGCAGCAGGGUCACAAUGAUAAAGACCCGUUUCCCAUCUACACAGUGAUCGACAAGCAAUGCAGACAACGUCUCCAUGAAAGAGGUGUCUUUGUUGAGGUCAGCCCAUAUGAAGCCGGUUAUUCUCUCACUGGAGCGUUUGUGGAUACCUCCAUGUUUGGCAGUCAGUUUGAGGAGGGACGUAAGAUUAAAGAUCAGCCUGAAAUUGACAUGCUCUACCUGCAAGGUCUGUGUGGCAGUUGUCUGGCUGAUGGAGAGUUCAUCAUAGAACUCCUUUUAAAAAAGAUUAUAGAGUUCUUUCAUUACGCAGCACAAGAAAAAGUGGAAUGUGGGAAAACAUCAAAAGGGACCGCAUCUGUAGACGUUGGCUUCCAGAUUCUUGUGUCUCUUGUGGAAAUGCAUUUCUCAGUGUUGAAAGAAAAAGACCUUUCUGGUCACCAAACCACCAUCAGAACAAAGCUGAAAGAACUCACUGGAGAUGAAAGUUGGCUUGUGAAAAUGCCAAAUAAGACCGAUGAUAAUUUCAUAAACAUGAAGCAGUUCACCCUGGAAGUGCUGGAGUGUUUGAAGACUUUGUUCAGUUGGUGGAACGAUGUUUUGGACGCCAUUAUGAAGUGUGUGAUGGAAUGGAUCUGGGGCAGAGAAUACAACUUUCUGUACAAGAUGAAAGGAGUGCGCGCCGCUAUUCUGAAGAGUGAGACGAGAGAUUAUGAAGACGCUGGUAUAGCGCUCAACUCGCCGUACAUCUCAGUGCUGAGACAGGAGAGAGGGGUUGACCUCAUCAUUUCUCUGGAUUUCGGAUAUCCUUUUGAGACAGUGACAUACGCUUCUGAAAUAUGUGGGGAUCUAGACAUCCCUUUCCCUGAGGUCGAUGUAUCCAGUGAGGACCCAAAGAAACCAAAAGACUUCUAUGUGUUUGAAGGCAAAGGAGAAGAACCGACCGUGAUACACAUCCCUCUCUUCAACACCGUGAACUGUGGAGCAGAUAAAGUUGAGGAGUGGAGCAAGAAAUAUGCCGUCUUUCAACCUCCCUACAGCGCUGAACUGAUCGAUCCUCUUCUGGGUGUCGCUGCCAUAAACAUCACAAACAACAAAGAGAAACUGGUGCAAGAGAUUCAAAAGAUCAUCAAUAGAAAGCACAGACAGAAAGACAACUGAUGCCAGUCUGAAUAACCAAUUCAAUGCCAAUCUGCACGACAUCAGUCAUUUUAUCAUCAUACCAGCACUUCAUGAAUCACUUUAGAAUGUGAUUUUGUUUUCCAUCAUAAGAUCAGAAUGUUACUCUUCAGCUUUGGCAUGUUAAAACUGUUUCUGCAGGUUCUGUUUUAUUAUAAGCAAUAAUAAAAUGAUGACUAAUAAUCGGGUUAUUUAACUCUGGAUUACCCAUUUAAAAACAUUACUUUGCUUCUUUUGAAAUAAAUGAAUUGUUUCAUAAAAAGCAUUUUUUGUCGUGUUUGCUACAGCAAAGAGCAAAAUUAAUUUUUGAAGUGAUUGUCAUACAU
Molecule: messenger RNA, 2144 nt
Organism: Triplophysa rosa
Lineage: Eukaryota; Metazoa; Chordata; Actinopteri; Cypriniformes; Nemacheilidae
Product: cytosolic phospholipase A2 zeta-like
Exons: 15
Coding region: 139-1800 (553 amino acids)
Biological process (GO): glycerophospholipid catabolic process
Cellular component (GO): nucleoplasm; nuclear envelope; cytosol
Molecular function (GO): calcium ion binding; calcium-dependent phospholipid binding
Source: RefSeq, a predicted model, not a curated record